Molecule: messenger RNA, 5859 nt
Organism: Larimichthys crocea (large yellow croaker)
Lineage: Eukaryota; Metazoa; Chordata; Actinopteri; Sciaenidae
Gene: nrp2a
Product: neuropilin 2a
Exons: 17
Coding region: 786-3440 (884 amino acids)
Biological process (GO): axon guidance; angiogenesis; vascular endothelial growth factor signaling pathway
Cellular component (GO): plasma membrane; axon; glutamatergic synapse
Molecular function (GO): semaphorin receptor activity; vascular endothelial growth factor receptor activity
Source: RefSeq, a predicted model, not a curated record
CUCAAAAGCGCGAUCACUCUCUCACACACACACACACACUCCACACACACCUCCCAGACGCGUACGCAGGACACACGCCGGUGUCGGAGCGGAGCGCAGGCUGUGCGGAGCCGCUACCAGAGAGAGAGAGAAGGACACACCGGAGAGAGUAGCGGUGCUUCAGGAGGUGGCAUGACACGAGCGGUGUUUUUUGGGGAGCAAGAGCGCAGCACUUUUUAUUUACGCACAGAAAAGCAGCUCCGGACACUCGGGCUGAGGCUUCCCAGGCUUUGAGAGCUGUUACUUUGGACUUUUAAGCUCGCUGAUAUCAAGCACCGACUGGAGAGUCAACCCUCGUGUGCGCAAAAUACGCGGGGACGCAGAGAGGGAGAGGGGGGGGGGGAACAGGGAGCUUCUCAGUCGGAACUUGACGCACCCUGGGGCCGCUGUCCAGACCCUCCGGCGCGCUGAAGCCUCCCAGCUGCGGAGCGCACACAGUAUUGAUCAAGGAGUUUGUUUGUUCACUCGUUUUUGGAUGGACAGACUUGAAAGGCUGAAGGGCUGCGCAAAUAUAAGAUCUCUGAAUUUCUUCAGUGACAUGUAGUUGGCACGUACUUUUCUCCACCGAUGGUUUAAUAAAUGCCGUGGGAUUAUUACUGAAGUGGUCUAGUUUUGACUGCUGCCAGACGUUUUGUUGGAUUUUGUUUCUUCUUUUUUUUUCUUUUGAGGAGCAGCAUAAUCUAUAUCCUACGAGGUGGGAACGUUAGAAACUUAAAAGCUCUCCACGAGUUUCUGCGUCAUCCAAGAUGGAUUUUGUGUCAUCGCUGAUUGGAUUUUUAAUGGCAAUGUGUCAUCUGGCAUCAAGAGUGAGAGGAGAAGAUGCAACAGUUUGUGGAGGCGUCUAUGAUGCCAGCGAGGCGGGUUACAUCACCUCUCCUGGUUAUCCUCUGGAGUACCCGCCUCACCAGAACUGUCACUGGAUCAUCACCGCGCCAGAGCCGUCGCAGCGCAUCGUCCUCAACUUCAACCCGCACUUUGAGAUCGAGAGGCUGGACUGCAAGUAUGACUUCAUCGAGAUUCGUGACGGGACUUCGGAAAACGCCGACGUUCUGGGCAGACACUGCAGCAACAUCGCCCCAGCACCAAUCAUCUCAUCCGGACCCUCCCUCCAAAUCAGAUUCGUGUCGGACUACGCCCACCAGGGAGCGGGCUUCUCUCUGCGCUACGAGAUCUUCAAAACAGGGUCGGAAUUCUGCUUCCGCAAUUUCACCAGCCCCUCCGGCAUGAUCGAAUCCCCGGGGUUCCCGGAUAAAUACCCCCACAAUCUGGAGUGCUCCUACAUGAUCAUCGCCCCGCCCCACAUGGACAUCACCCUCACGUUCCUGACCUUUGACCUCGAGAACGACCCCCUGCUGGUGGGAGAAGGCGACUGCAAGUACGACUGGCUGGACGUGUGGGAUGGCCUGCCGCAAGUUGCUCCUCUGAUCGGCCGAUACUGCGGGACAAAGAUCCCUCCGGAGAUCCAGUCGUCCUCCGGCCUGCUGUCCCUCUCCUUUCACACCGACAUGGCCGUGGCCAAAGACGGCUUCUCCGCCCGAUACAACAUGACGCACAAAGAAGUCAGCGACUCCUUCCACUGUAGCAUGGCGCUCGGCAUGGAGUCAGGGAAGAUCAGCGACGAUCAGAUCACUGCUUCCACGACGUUCUACGACAACCGCUGGUUACCCCGACAGGCGCGCCUCAACAACGACGACAACGCCUGGACACCUUCAGAGGACAGCAACAAGGAGUAUAUACAGGUUGACCUCCACUUCCUCAAGGUUUUGACGGGCAUCGCCACACAGGGCGCUGUAUCCAAGGAGACGCAAAAGUCCUACUACGUCACCACCUUUAAACUGGAAGUCAGCACUAAUGGGGAGGACUGGAUGGUGUACCGACACGGCAAGAACCACAAGAUUUUCCACGCCAACACAGACCCAGCCGAGGUGGUUCUGAACCGAGUCCCGCAGCCGGUUUUGGCUCGGUUUGUUCGGAUUCGACCGCAGACCUGGAGGAACGGCAUCGCCCUGCGCUUCGAGCUCUACGGAUGCCAGAUUACAGAUGCCCCGUGUUCAAGCCUGCAGGGCCUGCUGUCCGGCCUGCUCCCCGAUGCCCAGAUCUCCGCCUCCUCCAGCAGGGAUAUGGUGUGGAGUCCAGGGACUGCCCGUCUGGUGGCCAGUCGAUCCGGCUGGUUCCCCGCGCCUGCACAGCCCCUGGCUGGAGAGGAGUGGCUUCAGGUGGACCUCGGUGUGCCCAAGACGGUGCGCGGAGUGAUCACCCAGGGAGCACGGGGAGGAGACGCAGGGAGCGGGGCGACCACAGAUAACCGGGCGUUUGUCAGGAAGUACAAAGUGGCGCACAGCCUGAACGCGAAAGAGUGGAAUUUCAUCAUGGACACGAAGACCAGCCUGCCCAAGAUCUUUGAGGGGAACACACACUAUGACACUCCAGAGCUGCGUCAUUUCGAGGAGACGGUGGCCCAGUACGUCCGGCUCUAUCCAGAGAGGUGGUCUCCAGCAGGGAUCGGGAUGAGAGUGGAGAUACUGGGCUGUGACCUUCCAGAAACCACCACGCCGGCUGACACCGCCACGCCAACUCUUCCUGCCGACACCGAAGCCACCACAGUCCCGAUUAUGACCACAGUCGCCACCUCGCCUCCGUCAGACAGCGUGUGUGACUUUGACCACGGCCUGUGUGGGUGGACGCAUGACCCCAACGCACCUCUCCUCUGGUCCCUGCACAGCCACGAGCUCAACAGCUAUCUGUACAUGGACGCCAGCCUGAAGAGGGAGCAGCAGCGAGCCCGCCUCGUGAGCCCCGUGGUGGCGGCCGACACCGGGCCCCUCUGCCUCCUCUUCUCGUACCAGCUGUCAGGGGAGGCGCAGGGCCACCUGAAGGUCCUGCUGCGGGACGCCCACAAUGAGGAGACCGACUUGUGGACGCUGAAAGACGAUCAGGGCCCCGUCUGGAAGGAGGGUCGCACCAUUCUGCCUCGCUCCCCUAAAGACUUCCAGGUCGUGAUGGAGGGUUUCUUUGUGCACGGCACCAGAGGACACAUCUGGAUCGACAACAUCCACAUGAGCUCCAGCAUCCCUCUGAAAGAGUGUACACAACCCUUCGCAGCGUUUUCUCCUGAAAACUCAGGGGGAGGCGUUCCUGUGCCUCCCUUGCCCAUCCACUGGUAUUACAUUAUGGCCGCCGGGGGCGCCCUCCUUCUCCUGGCGGUGGCCAUCUUGGUCAGGGCCCUCUGUUGCUGCCGACAACACCUGGCCACCAAGAAGAGCCAGCUGUCAGUGGCCUAUCACAGCUCCUCGCAGUGCUUCCAGUAUUCAAACUGGUCCUCCAGUAUGGCCGCCCCAGGGGUGGAGCCAGUCCUGACAGUGAGGUUGGACAGCCGGGACCGACACCGUACCCUCUGCUGAAAAAAAAAAAAAGAAGCACUUAGCUGCGUUGUGUUUGGCAGAGCAGGACGCCAACUUGUGAUGUCAGUGGUGGUGUGUGUCGUGAUGCCGCAAGAUUGACACUCGACGAACCCCCCCCCCCUCCCUCAUUUAGUUUACAGUUGCAAAGGGUGAUGAAGACACAGACAUCGUCCUAAACUGCCAAGUGAAAAUUUUUGCAAAGAAACACUGUGCUCUCUCUCUCUCUGUCUCCAACGGAUGGAGCUCCGGUUGCUGUUUUCUUCUUUGUUCCAUAAAGGAGUUUUGUUGUUGACAUUUCACACUAUGCUGCUCCUGAUGAGAGGACUGAAGUCUGACUAAGUUAUUUAUGUGAACGGCUUGUUUCGGACCAUUGAGUGCCGUCUGGCUCCUCAUAACCCCAACGGUCCUCCCGAAAUGACCCCAGCAUGGACGUACACACAGACAUGUGUGGGCUGGGGAGAGGGAUUGAGGAGGGGGGGGGCGGAGGUCGAGCUGGUUCUGCUGCGGGAGCCAGCCGGAGCUGCCAAACCACGGGCUAAAACAAGACCCCCGAGACCCCUAAGGAGCUCUGCAGUGCUGAGAGAGAGAGAGAGGGGAGAAAACUGUUAGGCUGAGAGGUGUUCAAUGUGCUAGAAAUGAUCUGGCAAGCCCCAGAAAAUAAAGCUCUUGGUAUCUCUGUAAUAACAACACGAGAUAGCUGUGAUAUGAGUGGUACCAACAGUGAGGGUGUUAUAAAAUCCUCCCAUUGUCCUUUUCAACAGAGCAUGUGCACAUUUAAAACAAAGGAAUGCAAAUCCAUCAUACUUUAAGUCCUGCAUCGCAAAUGGAGAUAACUAGCUCGUUUGAUUGAACGUCUUGUCUUCUCCUGAUAAAGGCGUCAGUCAAUGAUGGAUGCAGCCGUCUUCAGUGUUUAGUGUUUCAUCUUGAUUCUCUGACGUAAUAAAGCACGUUGUUCCACUCCCAUUUAUGCUCCACACCACCCACUCCCGUUGUUCACCAUGUCUUUGAGCUGCCCAGAUGAAAGCCACGCUGAGCCAAGCCUUGUUGUGUUUUCAGUGGGAAUAUGUGCUUGUUGUUUUUAGGGUUGUAAAUAGACACAGCUGUCUGCCAUCAUCACUUCUUUGGUGAUUUAUACUCCUACAAAUCCCACAAUGCCGCCGGACCAGCUGGAAGCCAUAAGUGCAGUGUUUUGCUGUAUAUGUGCACCCUUGAGAGGGAUCCAAGACAUUAUGAAAACCAGAGCAGAGCUGCGACUAUUGUUGGUUCUCCCUUUAGUGCCAUACGACGCCGUGAAUGGCUAUUAACAUAAAAUAAGACACCUCUUACUAAUAUUUAACAUAUCUGGGAUCUAAAAGCCUUUUUUGUUGUGAAAUCCCUCACUGAUAGACUGAGAUGGACAAAUUGGCACCAAUUGGUCUCUCGUCAGUCGGCACAGAGGUGAAGCGAGAUAACCUUGGAUUAAAUGAAAUCGAGGUCUUCGCUCUGUGGCUUAACGGGCCGCGUUACCGUGAUCUGUCCCACCAGCAAAUAUCCAUCACCCCCUCGCCCACAGCUCGGCAGAAUGCACCUCGAUUUGUUCCCACAAUUUUGUCUCCAGAGUCUGGGAAAAAAAAGCGUGUUUUUUGGCACGCUCUCACUAUGUGCUCUUAAAUCAACCUGGGGAGGAGGGAUUGGACACCCUUACUGGUCCAUCUCAACACCGUUACGCUCCAAGCCUCUAAUAGUUGUAAUUAGUUAAUGGACAGAUAACAUUUAUUAAGGCUGCGGUAAGCACUUUUCCCUCCCAUCUACCGCACCUCCGUCGCCCAAUCCGCUGCCAAAUUCAGUCGCCCUGGAAACAGCAUUAAUAACGCCAUUGGCCAUCAAAGAUCCAGACGUGUGCCUUUGCCAAGCAGUUACUCCCACUCCUGCACGCUUGCCAAGAGCGGCAAGCGCAAACACACACACUCACACACACAUAGACGCAAAAAAGUGAAAAGAAUUUAAAGUACACUCGGCUAAAGUGCUGCAGCCGUCACUAGUUUCGCCACACGUGUAAUCUUCCAAUUCAGGCACUCACAUACGCAUCAAUUUUCACGUCUCACCACCUGGCAGUGCUGCGAGUUUCACAGAAUGGAAAGAGACUGUCACAAGCACGACUUAAAUGUUGCCAUUAGUUGUUGUUUUUUGUUGUUGUUGUUGUUGUUGUUUUCUUUAAUCAUCUUACACACCACUCUUAAACUUGACCGUAACGGUGUCAAUGAUUUUAAUGGUGUUAACGAUGGGCCGAUGUUAAUUACUUGAUGAUGACAUGUUUGCAAUCUUUAUUCACGCGGAAUGAACAGUCUUAUACCAUCAGUAUGCUAUGUGAUGACUGUGUGUUUGACAGGAAUGUAUCAUAAUGACCUUUCUCUAUUAAUAAAGUCAUAUUUUUCUAUUA